AUGCCGCAAAGACAAGAAGAAAGUAAUGUCACCUACCGCUUGGCUCUUAUUUUACAUCCAUCGAAUAAUUCGUGUUAUUUGCUUUCAUGGUAUCUGACAACAGAUUUUCAACUCCAAAUUUGCGCACCAAUAUUACUGAUACCAUUAGUUUUGAAACCCAUGUUGGGUUAUAUUACAGCUAGCUUAAUUAUACUGUUUUCAACUGCUGCAAAUUGGGUGACAGUGUACAAGGAAUACUUCCUACCAACGAAUUUCUACAUGGAUAUCAUGGAUGCUAGAAUGAGUUCAUACAUAAGUCAUUCAUUUUUGAUUUGUCAAGCACCUUGGAUCCGUUUUCAGCUAACAAAUAUUAUUUGCUGGAGUAUUUCUGAAGUAUUUGUGCUCGCUGGAACUGAAAUCGAUCAUAUGUUAAAUGGACAAUUGUAUGAUUUAAAUGUUAUUCAUCAUCAACUGUUGCAUCAAAAUUUAUUGCUCAGCUUCAAUCAUUAA
Molecule: messenger RNA, 489 nt
Organism: Loa loa (African eye worm)
Lineage: Eukaryota; Metazoa; Nematoda; Chromadorea; Rhabditida; Onchocercidae
Exons: 5
Coding region: 1-489 (162 amino acids)
Source: RefSeq, a predicted model, not a curated record